Meleagris gallopavo (turkey) is the source of this 558-nucleotide messenger RNA. The record is from RefSeq and is a predicted model, not a curated record. NCBI's taxonomy places the organism in Eukaryota, Metazoa, Chordata, Aves, Galliformes, Phasianidae.
AUGACCAAUGACCCUGUAUGUCCACAGGCCAGGUACAAGCAGAGCCUGGAUCCGACGGUGGACGAGGUGAAGAAGCUGUGCACAUCCCUGCGGCGCAAUGCCAAGGAGGAGCGGGUGCUGUUCCACUACAAUGGGCACGGUGUGCCCAGGCCGACGGUGAACGGGGAGAUCUGGGUCUUCAACAAGAACUAUACUCAGUAUAUUCCUCUGUCCAUAUACGACCUGCAGACUUGGAUGGGCAGUCCUUCCAUUUUCGUCUAUGAUUGCUCCAAUGCUGGCCUUAUUGUCAAGUCGUUCAAACAAUUUGCACUACAGAGGGAGCAAGAGCUGGAGGUGGCUGCAAUUAACCCAAACCAUCCUCUUGCUCAAAUGCCUUUGCCUCCAUCGAUGAAGAACUGCAUUCAGUUGGCAGCAUGUGAAGCUAAUGAGUUGCUCCCUAUGAUCCCCGAUCUGCCGGCCGACCUUUUCACAUCAUGCCUUACUACGCCAAUCAAAAUUGCUCUGAGAUGCGGAGAGGAGCAGCAGCAGUUUGGUGCCAGCUGAGGACGCGGUAUCAGG